GGUCACGCACUGUACUGUGCUGAGUAAACAGACGCAGACUGAGCCGCUGAACAAAUAGUAGUACAUUCGCUGCAGCACCCACUUCACAGUUCCCAUGUUAUGCGGUGAGGGCAAGCUACCCCUCUGUUGGCCAUUUUUUUUUUGAAGAAGGGAGGUUAGUUCAGGGAAAUGUUGGGAAAGAUCUUUUUCCUGCUCUGCUUGUCAUCUACUUUGGCAGAACAGCGCUGUACACCGGAUGCUUCAGACGGCUACAAAGUUCGACUCAGCAUCAGAACUGCUCUGGGGGAUCAAGCUUAUGACUGGAAUGAAAAUGAAUUGUUCCUUUUCCGAGCGACUCUGGCUUUUGCCAUGAGGAAUCACAUCAACCGACAGGAAUUUGACGUGUCAAACAUCAUUGUGUGUGAUGAGACUCCCAGAGUGUCCUUCUGGUUCGUGGUGACGACUCCGCUGAACACUUCAAACCUUGUUGAUAAAGAAAAUGUGGAGGAGGCUAUCAGAAAGUCCAGGAAACGGAUCAACAGCGCUUUCCUGCUAACUGAUAAAACUCUGGAGUUUCUCGGUAUCCCUCCCACCCUGGCAGCACCAGUCAACCCUAACACCCCUCCAUGGCUGAUUGUGUUUGGGGUGGUCAUGGGUGCCGUGGGUGCUGGCAUCAUCGUUCUGCUCGUGUCCUCUGUGUUCCAAAAGAAACGCAAAACAGCCGAGGAGACAGUCGAUGAGGACAUUGAAGAGGAGACACGGGUGAAAACGGUGGAAAAUGGCACUGCAAACGAGGGUGUUUACAACAUGACAUUCUCAGAGGAUGAGCGAUUCACACAGAUGUAAAACGCUUCUAUAAAAAACUCGAAAUAUCUGCAAAAAGAUGGGGGAAAAGUUAUUAAGCUGCUCCAGGUGGACUAUUUUUGCGCUGUAAAAUCUGAUCAUUUCAAAGCAUGACUUUUAAUUAUAGUUGAAGCUCCUCAUUUAAAAUGAUUUCUGCGGGGUUUUUUUGUUUGUUUUGGAGAUUUCUUUUGCUUAACAUUUCUAUACAGUAAUAAAAAGAAACAAGCACUUGCUUUUUUUUAUGCCAGCGCUUUAAUUUCCAAAUCGAUGUAUCGUUUUUCUCUGCUGAUUGAUGACAAAUCCAAGAUCUGUUUGAGAGAGUAUGUCUGUGGAUAUGUUGCAGUAGCCGAUGUCUGUGAUCUGCUCUUUGAGAAGAAACGAACCAUUCGAUACUAACCAUUUACUGUACCGUAUAUUUAAAGAAUGAGAUGGAAACCAGUAAUAAAACUGGUCCCAUUUAAGAAUUUCAGACAAAGUCUCAUUCCAAGCUCAACAAGGCCAGUCAUGUAUGUUGAACUGGGAUUUAUGGCAUAAAACAGAAUUAAGCCAUUUUAUGAUACAGAAUAUACUAUGCAUAUAUCUAGCUAUCUGUAUCUGUAUAUUUAUAUUUUUCUAACUGGGAACAAUAGCGAGGCUACUGACUAUAUUUAACCUGCAUUUUUUUCCAACAUGUGAUUGAUUUUGAGGUCAUCAAAUCGUAAUGAGGGCCCAGAGGAGAUGUCUGUUUUGAGUAGAUCCUUUUGCUGUUAUCCUCUUUGUUUCUCUAAACUUUUCUAGACGAGUGACAGUGAAACCCCCCUAAAGUCAGUGAUGGGCUUAUAGCUCCCGUAUUUGACGUAGAGUUCAAGCUCAUGAUCCCGAUGGUUGGACACAGUAUUGCUAGACACAUAUUGUUACGACAGUCAGAACAGAGUGUCAUUCUUUGCAUUUGAGCACAGAAAUUUGUGUAAUUUUGUGUAUUGUUCAAGGUAGAGUCCCUGACAAACACUGUGGUUUGAAAGCAAAAGCCCCCUUGAACACGCUGCAGUAAAAGACAAAGCUUCAAACUUUCCCAAUUCUAGGCCACUGAACAGACUUAGAAAACAUGAUGCCCCUUCAUUGGCCCAGAUGAAAGCACAGCGUGUCAAAAUGCUCCCCCUUAUCUGGGCUCAGUGCAGGUACAAAGUUUCAAGAUUAUGUCAAAACUAAUGUGGCACAGUCUUCAGUUUAAAAUGUGAUUUUUGACUUUUCUGCCUCCAGCAGUUUUUUGGGGUAAAGGAAUAGGUUCAUUGCCUUAUUUUUUUUUUCCUGCAUUGAACCGUAAUUUUUUCACAGAUACUAAAAUUACUCACUUGCAUAUGUACACACAUGUAAAAGCACACAUUCUAAGUCUUGUGAAAUGAUAUCUAUGGAUACUGGAUGUUUCAAUAAAAAACUACCCUGUGUCAGUGAGUAUUAGUCCAAACACUGUCAUUGACC
This is a messenger RNA of Xiphias gladius (swordfish), 2280 nucleotides long. It is a transcript of the gene cltrn, whose product is annotated as collectrin, amino acid transport regulator. The transcript is spliced from 7 exons. Bases 169 to 825 code for a protein of 218 amino acids. The record is from RefSeq and is a predicted model, not a curated record. NCBI's taxonomy places the organism in Eukaryota, Metazoa, Chordata, Actinopteri, Istiophoriformes, Xiphiidae.